This is a messenger RNA of Saccostrea cuccullata (small rock oyster), 1397 nucleotides long. RefSeq lists its product as uncharacterized. The record is from RefSeq and is a predicted model, not a curated record. NCBI's taxonomy places the organism in Eukaryota, Metazoa, Mollusca, Bivalvia, Ostreida, Ostreidae. The transcript is spliced from 5 exons. Bases 25 to 1137 code for a protein of 370 amino acids.
CUCGGAAAACCAAAUUUUCUAAAAAUGGCGUCAAACACUGGAGAAAAGAGAAGUCUGAGAAGAAAAUCUAUUUCGGACGACGAAACUGAAGAAACAACUAAAAGAUGGAAAAAGGCUUUCAGGAUUUUUUCGAAUCACAGAAGGGAAAAGCUGUCAAUGAAGAGAACAAUGCUUGUUCAUUGGGAGGACUUAAGUGAAGGUUUCCUUGUGAGAGAGACGGAGGAGGUAGUGUUUACAGCUCUGGCCGGGGAGGGAAUGAUGUACUACUCCAGGGAUGUGUUUGAUGACUGGUUCUAUUUCAGUCCAGUGGAAAGGAGAGAUUAUGACUGGUAUCAAAAGAAUACAGACACAGAUUUACUAACGGAUGAGAGAGUGAUGACAGAUAUUCAUCAUUUGACAAUGGCAUAUAAAGCAGCGCAACUAGCGGACAUCCCAGAAUCUUCACAGAGCAUGCUGGAUCUGCAUUCACCCAAUCAAACAGAAGAUUCUACAGUGCAUCCCUCUGCCAUUGCAGAUCUUUACUGGGAGGCCCGAGCGCAGGGCUUUCAGGAUCUGAGAGGGAAACUGUUUACUGCAGCUUUCCUUAGGAUGUUGUUCACAGGAAUAGACGAUGUUAAUGUAACUUACUCCACCUCAGGAUCCGAUACUUUCCUGGAUCGGUGUGGGUACAUCUUGAAAGGCCCCACAGAAGAACAGCCUAACUCUUGUGAUGUUGAUCAAUACAAAAUGAACACAGACUUAAGUUCUAAAGAGAAAUACAAGAUGUUGUUAAAAAGUCAGAACACAGUUGCAUUUGACUUGAAGAAAACUUCUCGGAAAGUGACACCAGAUGUUUCUGUUACUAUCGGGAAUACUGUAGUUUUGAUAGCUGAUGUGGCUAGUGUUUUUGAACUUGAAAGCAGGAAAUUACAGGAACUUCAUCUUAAAAUGCUGUUAAGCCUUGACAAGUGUGGAACUCUGUUUGGUUUGUUAGUACAAGGACUACAGAUUUAUCUUGUAGAAUACACAUAUGAACAUAAAAGUGGUUACAGAAGAUUUAUCAGUCAAAAAGCAUUCAAAUACACAAGGAAAGAUAUUGAACUUCUAUAUUGCUACUUACAGAAGCAAGUGAUAGAUAAAUGGUGUGAUAGAAACUAACUUUGAUGAUUGAAAAAGACACUUUGCUACAAAAAUACUAUAUCGACUUUUCAUUUGAAAGUGAUCAGCACUUUUCAGUCUUCAUGUACAGUCAAUAAAAAAGUUUUAGUUUGCAUAUGCUCUUCUAAGUUUCUAUGUAAACCAAUGAUGGAAUAUAUGUUUAUGUUAAAAACAUGUUUUUUAAAAGUUAGGUUUUGUAGAUAAGCUGUCUUUCUGUGUUAUUUUUAAUUCAACUCCUAUAAAUAAAAUAUUGAAGUAUU